Messenger RNA from Seriola dumerili (greater amberjack), 3939 nucleotides. It is a transcript of the gene slc12a2l, whose product is annotated as solute carrier family 12 member 2-like. Gene Ontology annotation, biological process: cell volume homeostasis; potassium ion homeostasis; chloride transmembrane transport. Gene Ontology annotation, molecular function: ammonium channel activity; sodium:potassium:chloride symporter activity. The transcript has 26 exons. Gene Ontology annotation, cellular component: membrane. NCBI's taxonomy places the organism in Eukaryota, Metazoa, Chordata, Actinopteri, Carangiformes, Carangidae. The record is from RefSeq and is a predicted model, not a curated record. The coding region runs from base 263 to 3526 and encodes 1087 amino acids.
CUGGCGCAUCCAGAACCAAGAGUUUUCCAGAGGGCAGCAGAGGAGUAAAUGACUGUUUGUGUAACUUUCUUCUAAAUGUUGUGUCGGGACUGUUUUCUGUCUGUGGCUCUGCGGGUCUGUGGCUCCUCUCCGGCCGCUCGGUACUAAAUGCUGCGGCGCUGCUGCCUGGUCCUCACCGUGGUUUUGGAGCAGGUGUUUGUCUCACGGUAACCGUUUGUCUCUCGGUGCAUCAGUGACUCUUUGGGCGGGUUUUUAAGUCAACAUGUCGGGACAGAAGCCGUCCUUGAGGAGCGGCGGCCGCUUCCAGGUGGAUGUGGUGUCAGAAUCCGCUGCGCCAUCCCCGGCCCCGGCCUCUGCUCCUGCCCCCGCCGAUGGAUCCAAGCCGCCCGAUGAGUCCAAAGGUCGGUUCCGGGUGGUGGGGUUCACGGAUUCGGACAUCGGCCCCCCGCCUGAUGUCUUCCACGAGCCGGACACGGCGAAGAGCGACUCGGUCAGCCUCCACUCAACGGGCACGGGACAGACGCACAUCUCCGACUCCCACUCCAACACCUACUACAUGAGGACCUUCGGACACAACACCAUAGACGCCGUGCCCAACAUCGAGUUCUACCGGCAGACUGCUGCGCCUUUCGGGGAGAAGCUGACCAGACCCUCGCUGUCGGAGCUGCACGAUGAGCUCGACAAAGAGCCGUUUGAGGACGGUCUGGCCAAUGGAGAGGAGCCUUCAGCAGCUGAGGAGGCGGCGGCGUUGGCAGCGAAGGAGGCGAAAGGAGGAACUGUCAAGUUUGGUUGGGUGAAGGGAGUCCUGAUCCGCUGCAUGCUGAACAUCUGGGGUGUGAUGCUCUUCAUCAGAAUGUCCUGGAUUGUGGGGCAGGCUGGGAUCGGACUCACCAUCGCGAUCAUUCUGAUGGCCACUCUGGUCACCACCAUCACCGGUCUGUCUACCUCCGCCAUAGCGACCAAUGGCUUCGUACGAGGAGGUGGGGCGUACUACCUGAUCUCCAGGAGUCUGGGCCCGGAGUUCGGAGGCUCCAUCGGCCUGAUCUUCGCCUUCGCCAACGCCGUGGCUGUGGCCAUGUACGUCGUGGGCUUCGCCGAGACGGUCGUCGAGAUGCUCAACGAUGUUGACGCCCUGAUGACCGACGAACUAAAUGACAUCCGCAUCGUCGGGACUCUGACCGUCAUCCUGCUGCUGGGAAUCUCUGUGGCGGGGAUGGAGUGGGAAGCCAAGGCUCAGAUCGUCCUCCUGGUCAUCCUGCUGGCAGCCAUCGCUAACUACUUCAUAGGAACCUUCAUGCCAUCAGAAAGCAAAGAGCCCAAAGGAUUCUUCGGCUACCACACGGCCAUCUUCUUAGAGAACCUGGGUCCUGACUUCAGGGAGGAGGAGACGUUCUUCUCCGUGUUCGCCAUCUUCUUCCCAGCAGCCACUGGGAUCCUGGCUGGAGCCAACAUCUCUGGAGACCUCACUGACCCUCAGUCAGCGAUCCCUAAAGGAACCCUGUUGGCCAUCGUCAUCACAGGAAUCACCUACGUGGGAGUCGCCAUCUCUACAGGAGCCUGCAUCGUGAGGGACGCAACUGGAGACCACAACGACACGGUGAGCGACACGGUGAACUGCACGGACGCCGCGUGCACGCUGGGCUACGACUUCUCCAUCUGCAAGGAGGGGGGCUGCCAGUUCGGCCUGAUGAACGACUUCCAGGUGAUGAGUCUGGUGUCGGGCUUCGGUCCUCUGAUCACUGCGGGGAUUUUCUCAGCCACUCUGUCCUCGGCUCUGGCCUCGUUGGUCAGUGCGCCCAAAGUCUUCCAGGCUCUGUGUAAAGACAACAUCUAUCCAGGGCUGGGUGUCUUUGCAAAGGGUUAUGGGAAGAACAACGAGCCUCUCCGUGGUUAUGUCCUGACCUUCUGCAUUGGCCUGGCGUUCAUCCUCAUUGCCGAGUUGAACAUCAUCGCUCCCAUCAUCUCCAACUUCUUCCUGGCCUCCUACGCCCUCAUCAACUUCUCCGUCUUCCACGCGUCUCUGGCCAACUCUCCAGGGUGGCGCCCCAGCUUCAAAUACUACAACAUGUGGGUGUCUCUUGCGGGGGCGAUCCUGUGCUGCGUGGUGAUGUUCGUCAUCAACUGGUGGGCGGCGCUGGUCACUCUGCUCAUCGUCCUGGCUCUCUACAUCUACGUCAGCUACAAGAAACCUGAUGUGAACUGGGGUUCGUCCACUCAGGCUCUGAUCUACAACCAGGCUCUGACUCACUGUCUGAACCUCACCGGGGUCGAGGACCACGUUAAAAACUUCAGGCCGCAGUGUUUGGUGCUGACUGGUUAUCCCAACUCUCGUCCCGCGCUGCUUCAACUGGUUCAUUCUUUCACCAAGAACGUCGGCCUCAUGGUCUGCGGUCACGUCAAGACCGUGUCCCGCCGGCCGAACUUUAAGGAGUUGUUCCAGGACCACGCCCGCUCUCAGCGCUGGCUCAAUGAAAAACGCAUCAAGGCCUUUUACACUCCGGUGUUCUCCGACAACCUGAGACACGGGACGCAGUUCCUCCUGCAGUCAGUUGGUUUGGGUCGUCUGAAGCCCAAUACGCUGGUCAUGGGUUUCAAGAACAACUGGAGCGACGGAGACAUGAGAGACGUGGAGCUUUACAUCAACACUAUACACGAUGCCUUCGACCUGCAGUUUGGAGUGGUGAUCCUCCGACUGCAGGAAGGACUGGACAUCUCUCACAUCCAUGGACAAGACGAGCUGCUGUCGUCCCACGAGAAGCCACCGGUCGGCAGCAAGGACGUGGUGAUUUCUGUCAGUCUGGCCAAAGACUCGGACUCGGACUCCUGUCCUUCAAAAACCACCAGCAGUCAGAGCAGCCCGCUCAUCAUGAGAGAGACCAAGUCUCCUCUGAGCCUGACUGACCAGCGUCUGCUGGAGUCCAGCCAGCAGUUCAAGAAGAAACAGGGCAAAGGAACCAUAGACGUCUGGUGGCUGUUUGAUGACGGAGGUCUGACUCUGCUGAUCCCCUACCUGCUGACCAACAGGAGUAAAUGGGGCGACUGCAGGAUCCGCGUCUUCAUCGGCGGAAAGAUCAACCGCAUCGACCACGACCGCCGAGUGAUGGCCACGCUGCUCAGCAGGUUCAGGAUCGACUUCUCUGACAUCAACGUCCUCGGAGACAUCAACACCAAACCCAAGAAACACAAUAAGCUGAGUUUUAAGGAGCUGAUCGAGCCGUACAGGCUGAAGGAAGACGACAUGGAGCAGGAGGCGGCGGAGAGGCUGAAGGCCCAGGAGCCGUGGAGGAUCACCGACAACGAGCUGGAGCUCUACAAGGCCAAGACCAACCGUCAGAUCAGGCUGAACGAGCUGCUGAAGGAACACUCCAGCAACGCCAAACUCAUCGUCAUGAGCAUGCCUCUGGCCAGGAAGGGCACCGUGUCGAGCGCUCUCUACAUGUGCUGGAUGGAAACUCUGUCCAAAGACCUCCCACCUCUGCUGCUGGUCCGAGGAAACCACCAGAGUGUCCUCACCUUUUACUCCUAACACACACACACACACACACACACACACACACACACACACACACACACACACACACACACACACACACACGGAUAUUAGUGUCAUGCUUAAAGUUUAGUGUCACAGAUUGACAGAUGUGAAACUCUCCUGCUGUGAAAAGAAAAAGUGUUGAAGUCUAAUUCUGUUUCCAUUCAGAUUAAUUGGAGUAAAUGUGUCGCUCCUCAUUCACAGAUUAAUCAAUCAACAUUUAGACGUCUGUUUCUUUUCUCCUCAGCAGUAACAGGCUGUAUGUUCUGUGUGUUUUACUACAGUAAAUAUUAACUUAUUAUGUCCGAGUUUAUUUAUCAUGGUAAAAAUCAUGAUUCCAGAGUGUGUGUUGUUUUUCAGGUGACGUGGUGAUGAAGGAGUUAUUUGUUUUCACUGGGUUUCAAGAA